UGGGGUGUGAGCUGUCCUCGUCGGGGCUGCGACAGUAUCGCUUGAAUCUCAAACGCGCAUUGAGUGGCAGUCGUGAGCACCGGUCGUGACACUGAUUGUGCUCAUUCUCUUGUUCUCUUUUUUUUUGCCUGCCAGAUUUUCCGACUCGUUCUGCGGUGGCCAUCGCCCACUGCCAGCACUUCGGCUGUUUUCUCGCUUUUCAACCAUGACAUCCAUGGCGGAUGUUCCGGCGUACAUGUUACCAGGAGCACCUGUGCUUCAACCGCCGCACCUGGAGGGCCUUUCAGAUCCGACCCUCUCCACUGAAGUUUUGCCGGGGCCGCCAUCUCUGGUGUCUAUUCGGCGUACCGUACAGAAGCGCGACCCGAAGAACUCAUCUGUGUUUGUUUCCUAUCUGCCCCCAUCAGAUCCUGGUUCCACGUACUCGGGUCUUAUGGCUGGUCCACUAGCUGUGGAUAUCGGCGGCUCCCGUCGAAAGCGGGCCAGAGUCGACAAAGGGACGGCUAACGGACGUGCUCAGCGUGCCAACGCUCGCAGCCUGAACAACAGCAUUCUCCCCGCUCUAGAUCCAGUUGUUCCAGAAGUGCCCUCACGCCAGCCUAGCGUGCCACUCCCAGACUCCGACUCGUUCCCGGCACAGCCCGAUUCGGAUGACCCUUCUUUGUCACUUUCUAGAGCCAAUUCGCAGCCUGGUGGUGAAGAGGGUAUUAUGUCUGUAACAAACGGUAGAGGGAGGACCACGAGAAAAGACAAAGGGAAGGGAAAAGAGAUCGACAGAGGUUUUAUCAAGGAAGAACCAGUACAAAUCUCACUGUCUCCUGAACCUUCCCUUGCUCUGCCCAACGACGAUCACUGUUCAUCAUGUCGGUCUUUGGGCGCUCUGGUGUAUUGCGACAGUUGUCCUCGAGCGUUCCACCUUUGGUGCUUAGAUCCGCCCAUGGAGGCCAUUGAUCUUCCAGAAGGGGACAAGUGGUUUUGUCCAAGUUGCAUCAUUCGGAAGCACCCACCCUCCAAGCCCACACGUUCUUCGUUUAUGUCGCCACUUCUCCAUCAGCUCCAAGUGACCAUCCCCAAGGAGUUCCAGCUCCCUGAUGACAUAAGGAACUUCUUCAAGGAUGUUUCCACAGCUACUAACGGAGCUUAUGUCGAUAGUUCAGAGCUCAAGCAGCUACGGUUGAACCGCCACGGGCAGUUGGAAGUCCGUGACCCUUAUCGAUUGAAGGAUCGCAACGGCAUCCCAAUCAUAUGUUUCCGUUGCGGUCAAUCUUCGUUGCCUAGGGGCGGCGUCGUCGCAUCUACCUCAUCAAUGAAAUGCUCCCGCCGUUCAACGUCGACUUUGCAUAGUGCAACACCGGAAACCUGGAGGAGCAUGUUGUCUUGCGACUACUGCAAUCUCCACUGGCAUCUUGAUUGUCUCGACCCACCCCUCACGUCCAUGCCUUCAUAUGGAAAGAAAUGGAUGUGUCCAAAUCACGCCGAACAAGUUCUUCAACCUAAGCGCCGCAUCCCAAAGCAGAACGCCACUCCUAUCGACAUCACCAAACCGAACCAGUGGAACAGUGGCAACAUAGAGGUCAUUCACCCGCAACCGGCCGCGAUGACUGAAAAACUGGUCUUGGAUGAAGUACUCAUCAAUGGCAGGCGGUAUAGAGUACCCGAACGGAUUAUUAUGCUCGACUUCUGGAGCAAAAUCAGCAGAGAUCCACACCAGAACCGAGGUGAAGACCCACCAUCGAGGGUGUCGUCGCCGCUGACGUCGUUAAGUUCUUUGGAUGAAGUGGGCACAGAUAAUGAGCCUACCUCUGAAGAUCUCAUCUCAAGAGAUGAACUUCACGCUGCACAAUUGCUAUUUGACCUCCAUCAUUCUCUCUUGCGGAGAACCGCGAUCCCUACGGAAAAACCGACGAAUAUACAGCCUGCAUUAGGCAGAGUUCAAGAAAGAACCCUUGUUGACUCGACCACGCAGACGGUUCCUGACCUGGAGCCAUGUGCAGUUCCAUCAUUCCCGAGGACAGUAGAACAAAGCGAUGUGGCAAAGCCGACCACUCACAAGCGCAAGGCUUCUUCCAGGGCCACAGGCAGGGGUGCCACUGAAACUGAAGUGCCUUUACAAGCGCAAGCACCAAAUGAACUUCUGUCUCCUGCAAAGCCAAAGAGAGCGAGAGUGGCACCAAAGCAAGAACAGGACGAGGAACUAAGAUUGGCUGAUGAUUUGACCGUCGAUUGCCUGGAAAGUGCUGUCCCUGCGCGGCCUGGGAGGCAGGGUUCCAUUCCUAUUGCAACUGAAUCCCUUUCAACAAACUGCCCCACUACACCGAUACCUGUUGCGCCCGAGGUAAAUCACGUUCCUCCAGUGGCAUCUACCUCUACCGAGGGCCUGGCGUCGAAACCCCCUCCAACGUCCAAAGCAUCCAUGAUGAUAACUCAAUCCAGCACCUCUUCCACACCCACCCUCAAAAUCCGACUUACCUCGGCUUCACCGUCGUCCAGUAUAUCUCCUGCGCCAGAAGCAGACGCGCGGCUGCGACGACGAUCGUUGCGCAGACAAGAUUCCGCGUCCGUAUCUGUAAGCGGUGCUUCGUCGUCCGCGCCAGACGAUCUCGAUGAGCCGGAUUUGGCGAAACCAAAACCAAGACGUCGGCAGCUGAUGGCACUGGCACGGGGCGGCGCGGGAAGGCGUGGAAGGGGGCGGUACCGAUAACUACGUAGCAUGGUGGUUACUGCUAAUGAGGUCCCACCGAGUGUAAUUUGAUCUGAGACACCUAUCAUACUGCAUUAACA
Molecule: messenger RNA, 2781 nt
Organism: Pisolithus orientalis
Lineage: Eukaryota; Fungi; Basidiomycota; Agaricomycetes; Boletales; Pisolithaceae
Exons: 14
Coding region: 206-2701 (831 amino acids)
Biological process (GO): regulation of transcription by RNA polymerase II
Cellular component (GO): Rpd3S complex
Source: RefSeq, a predicted model, not a curated record